This is a messenger RNA of Papaver somniferum (opium poppy), 1772 nucleotides long. Its product is annotated as RNA pseudouridine synthase 2, chloroplastic-like. The coding region runs from base 42 to 1364 and encodes 440 amino acids. Gene Ontology annotation, molecular function: pseudouridine synthase activity; RNA binding. The transcript has 8 exons. Gene Ontology annotation, biological process: pseudouridine synthesis. NCBI's taxonomy places the organism in Eukaryota, Viridiplantae, Streptophyta, Magnoliopsida, Ranunculales, Papaveraceae. The record is from RefSeq and is a predicted model, not a curated record.
UCCAGAAGGAGAAUUUUUAGAAGACAGUCGGAGAGCGAAGGAUGUUUUCACUCUCGUAUUCUUCAGCUCCAUCCUCAGCUAGAACAAUCUGUAACUCAAAUUCUCUAUCUUUCCUUCAGAGAAGAAAACCUAGCAUUUCUAGGGUUUUUAGUAUCAUUAGUUCUUCUCCAAUAGUUGAUUCAGUAACUGACGAAUCUACUGAAGAAGACAAUUUUGUUAGUAAAAGCGGGAACUAUGCUGGUGCUAAGUUAGAAGAGAUAAAUGGUGGUGAGAAAUUAAGACUUGAUACUUGGAUUUCUUCUCGGAUGUCUGGUGUUAGUAGAGCUCGCGUUCAGUCUAGUAUUAAAUCUGGUCUUGUUAAAGUUAAUGGUCGAGUUGUUAAUAAGGUUUCACAUGUUAUUAGAGCUGGGGAUAAGGUUAAUUGCACAAUAUCGGAGAUGCAACCUCUACGAGCUGAACCAGAAGAUAUACCACUAAAUAUAGUUUUUGAGGAUGAUCAUGUCCUUGUUGUCAACAAACCUGCACAUAUGGUUGUUCAUCCUGCACCUGGCAACCGUACUGGUACACUUGUAAGUGGUAUCCUUCAUCAUUGUAGACUUCCGACAGUUGCUUUACCAGAUAAUGACAUAUUCUCUGAGACAGAGGAUAUAUCCGAUGAGGAGUUGGAAGGCUUUUAUUCUGAUCAAAAUUCUAGUGAAGACUUAAAUUCUAGGUCAUCAGCGGCUUUAAUUCGUCCAGGAAUAGUGCACAGACUAGACAAAGGAACCAGUGGAUUACUUGUUGUUGCAAAGGAUGAGCAUUCUCAUGCGCACCUAUCAGAACAAUUCAAGCUACAUACCAUCCAUAGAGUGUACGUCAGCCUCACCAAUGGUGUUCCAUCCCCAGCUUCUGGCCGUGUUGAUAUUGCAAUAGGGCGUGAUACAAACAAUCGGCUUCGUAUGACUGCCGUGAAUGGAUCCAAUAACACUAAACAGGCCCGUAAUGCUGCCAGUAGGUACCGGGUAAUUGAAGUUCUUGCUGGUGGUGCUUCUGCAAUGGUUGAGUGGAGAUUAGAAACUGGACGCACUCACCAGAUUCGUGCCCAUGCAAAGUAUCUGGGAUAUCCUCUAUUAGGUGAUGAAGUGUAUGGAGGAACAAAGGGGAUGGCUCUGUCACUGCUUAGACAUAAAACCCCAUCAAACAGGCACAAUUACCUUCCAGAACUGGUCGAUAAAUUUCAGAGACCUUGCCUCCAUGCGUAUGCUCUUGGGUUUAAACAUCCACACACUGGAAAGGAUAUGAAGUUCUCGUGCCCACCACCUGCCGACUUCACUGAGAUUUUGAGUCUGCUUCAAAAUAUUGAAAAGCUUUCAUUCAAGAAAUAGUUCUCGCUGCUAGCGACCAGAGAGGUAAAAGAUGCUAUUUAUAUCAUUGAUAUCAUAGAGCGGACUGGCCAAAUACUUGCGCAAAACUGGAAUUUAAUGACAUACAGUGGUACGAUUCAACCCAAUCAUAUGUAGCCACAGCAGGGUGUCCGGGCAAAGUGUAAUUUCCUGAAACAUGAUGACACAUGUUUGCCCAGAAAAGAUGGUAUCUAACUUUUUUUGUGUGGUCGGCAUCUGUUAGAUUUAGCUGUUAUAUUUUCUGCAAUAAUUUGUUAAUUAUUUUUGUUUAUCAUUUUAGCAUCAUGUAAUUAGCAUGUUAAGUCUAAUGUAGUUUAAUACAACAUACAAUGAAUUACUCAAACAAUGAGCUAAAAUGGUCGAUGGCAUUGUCACAAUUUUCUGCAUGCA